Molecule: messenger RNA, 299 nt
Organism: Paramecium pentaurelia
Lineage: Eukaryota; Ciliophora; Oligohymenophorea; Peniculida; Parameciidae
Source: the annotation of a GenBank genome assembly
AUGAAGGUUUUAAUAAAUAUUCUUUAGUAAUUUGCAAUGUUGUAUAUAAAAAUGGUAAGAAAGUAGGUAGAUGGGAUAUUUAGUUUAGGCCUGAUGGGAUAAACCAUUUACAAAAAUUGAAUAUAUAUUUGAGAACAGUUGUGAUUGUUAAUAUGAUGAAGCAGGUUAUUUGUUGACUUAAGGUAGAUAAUUGGGGGGAAAUAUCGGAUACUUAUAACACUCUAUCUUAAAUUACUGCAAAUGGGGAAUAUAAUAAUGGUAAGAAAGUUGGUGAACGGGUAGAAAUGACUGUAAAAUGA